GCUCGAAGAAAGCACUUGCAUCUCGUAAUAGUCAUACCAUAUCGUCCCUAGCUUGAUCGGUCGACCAUGGCAGCAUCAGCAGCAGCAGCCACGAGACUCAGCGGCGGCGGCGUCGCCCUCUUGCUCCUGGCGCUGCUGGCCGCCGGCACCUCCACCUCGUCGGCGCAGCUCUCCACCGGAUUCUACUCGCACUCGUGCCCCGGCGUGCACGACGCCGUCAGGUCGGUGCUGCAGGCCGCCAUCGCCAGGGAGCAGCGCAUGGGAGCCUCCAUCCUCCGCCUCUUCUUCCACGACUGCUUCGUCCAGGGCUGCGACGCGUCGUUGCUGCUGGACGACACGCCCAGCUUCCAGGGCGAGAAGAUGGCCAAGCCUAACAACGGCUCCGUCAGAGGCUUCGAGGUCAUCGACGCCAUCAAGUCCGCCGUCGACAAGGCCUGCCCCGGGGUCGUCUCCUGCGCCGACAUCCUCGCCAUCGCCGCCAGGGACAGCGUUGUCACCCUCGGAGGUCCGAACUGGGACGUCAAGCUUGGCCGGAGGGACUCCAGGACGGCGAGCUUCAGCGGCGCCAACAACAACAUCCCGCCGCCCACGUCUGGCCUCGCCAACCUCACCUCCCUCUUCGCCGCGCAGGGUCUCUCCCAGAAAGACAUGGUUGCACUCUCCGGAGCUCACACCAUCGGCCAAGCACGCUGCACCAACUUCAGAGCGCACGUGUACAACGACACCAACAUCGACGGCGCCUUCGCGAGAGCAAGGCGAUCGGUGUGCCCGGCAGCAGCCUCAUCAGGCUCAGGCGGCGACAACAACCUGGCGCCUCUGGACCUCCAGACCCCGACCGUCUUCGAGAACGACUACUACAGGAACCUUGUCUGCAGGAAGGGGCUCCUGCACUCCGACCAGGAGCUCUUCAAUGGCGCGGCCACCGACGCGCAGGUCCAGGCGUACGUCAGCAGCCAGAGCGCGUUCUUCGCGGACUUCGUGGCUGGCAUGGUCAAGAUGGGCGACAUCUCGCCGCUCACGGGCUCCAGCGGGGAGAUCAGGAAGAACUGCAGAAGGAUCAAUUAAGCUAGAGGCAGCGCGCUUCUAAGCGUAUACCUUGUAUCGUUGAAGUUUCUAAUUCCUCCGAUUCAAAUUAAGUUGUCAAAUCACUGUGCUAUGCUGUACCAAUGCGUUGGCAUGUCUAUUCGUUUGAAUAAAUUAGUCCUAUCCCCUCUC
Molecule: messenger RNA, 1215 nt
Organism: Zea mays
Lineage: Eukaryota; Viridiplantae; Streptophyta; Magnoliopsida; Poales; Poaceae
Exons: 4
Coding region: 67-1065 (332 amino acids)
Biological process (GO): response to oxidative stress; hydrogen peroxide catabolic process
Molecular function (GO): heme binding; peroxidase activity
Source: RefSeq, marked provisional